AUGACCGAGACCGUGGAAGAGUUGGUUCAACGUGCCAAGCUUGCCGAGCAAGCCGAGAGAUACGAUGACAUGGCCGCCGCCAUGAAGAAGGUCACCGAACAAGGACAAGAGCUUUCCAACGAAGAGCGUAACUUGCUCUCUGUUGCAUACAAAAACGUCGUUGGAGCUCGUCGUUCAUCGUGGCGAGUCAUCUCUUCCAUCGAGCAGAAGACCGAGGGAUCCGAGAAGAAGCAACAACUCGCUAAGGAGUACCGCAUCAAGGUCGAACAAGAGCUUAACGACAUCUGCCAGGAUGUUCUCAAACUCCUUGAUGAUUUCCUUAUCGUCAAAGCCGGAGCUGCCGAGUCCAAAGUCUUCUACCUGAAGAUGAAGGGAGAUUACUACAGAUACCUCGCUGAGGUUGCUUCCGAUGACCGUGCUGCCGUGGUCCAAAAAUCCCAAAACGCUUACCAGGAGGCCCUUGACAUCGCCAAGGAUAAGAUGCAGCCAACACACCCAAUUCGUCUGGGACUUGCCCUCAAUUUCUCAGUCUUCUUCUACGAGAUUUUGAACACUCCAGAACACGCCUGCCAACUCGCGAAGCAAGCUUUCGAUGACGCCAUUGCUGAGCUCGAUACUCUGAAUGAGGACUCGUACAAGGACUCUACCUUGAUCAUGCAACUUCUACGUGACAAUCUCACUCUCUGGACAUCGGAUGUUGGAGGAGACGAUCAAGAGCAGGAGGGAAAUCCAGAGGCUGGAAACUAA
Caenorhabditis briggsae is the source of this 747-nucleotide messenger RNA. RefSeq names its product Protein CBR-PAR-5 (gene Cbr-par-5). The transcript has 4 exons. The record is from RefSeq and is a predicted model, not a curated record. Gene Ontology annotation, biological process: signal transduction. Gene Ontology annotation, cellular component: cytoplasm. Bases 1 to 747 code for a protein of 248 amino acids. NCBI's taxonomy places the organism in Eukaryota, Metazoa, Nematoda, Chromadorea, Rhabditida, Rhabditidae.